This is a messenger RNA of Prunus armeniaca (apricot), 285 nucleotides long. The record is from the annotation of a GenBank genome assembly. Lineage: Eukaryota; Viridiplantae; Streptophyta; Magnoliopsida; Rosales; Rosaceae.
AUGGACAAGGGCAUGCUGGCAGCGGACUUGGAGGGUCUUCCUGAAGAAGAUAAGCAUAGAAUGGCCACCUUGAUCGACCAGCUUCAGAUUCGUGACAGCCUGAGGAUGUAUAAUUCAUUGGUGGAGAGAUGCUUUACUGACUGUGUAGACACCUUUCAGCGCAAAGCCCUGACCAAGCAAGAGGAUUCUUGUGUUCGUAGGUGCGCCGAAAAGUUCCUUAAGCAUUCGAUGCGCGUUGGCAUGAGAUUUGCAGAGCUUAACCAAGGAGCAGCAACUCAAGAUUAA